AUUCGUGUCUGACGGCCUCUGUUUAGAACUUUUUACAUGCACGAGGUGGAUUUUCCUUAACUUUCGUGGUGCAAUAGCUAGCAACGAGUUUUUAUAGCACUGCAUACAGCAUUUAUAAGCAGCGCCAUCCCUGUUUACAGGACAUAGCUCAUCCAAAGCUGAAGACCGUGCGCCUUGGAGAGCAUUUUUUUGACAACUACAGCUCUUAACUAUUUCUAAUCUACAACCGGUUCCGUGCUUACGUUAGGGGUUUACGCUAUGAUUUGUGUAUUUAACGUUGUUAUUCUUUUUUAAGUUUCUGUUUAAGCCAUCUGGUCAUCGGGAGGCCACAGGAGUAACGUUAGCGACGUUAACAACUCCCACUUUAUUCACCUCAGCCACUUUCAUUUCAGGUACUGUAGCUCCUCUGCUCCAAUUGCUGUGCCCUGACUAUCCAUCAGGGUCUGCUGUUUGUGCAAGAGGACGUACACUACAGAAGCUGCACAUCCAGCUUCACCGGCCCCCUUCAAGCUCAACCCCUGCGCUAUGAGCAGAGGUAGAGGAGGGCCUUACAAAGAACACUACCACAGACAUCCACCACCCGAUUUCCAGGCCAAAGAGAAUUACUACAGACCUCGGCCCGCCUCACUCUACCCUAGAGCUGGCCCACAGCAGAGCCCAUAUCCAAAUUACUACAACAGCCCUGCCCGUCCUGUAGUGCCCAUACAGUUUCCCCCAUCUCAUUCUCUCACCCCCUCCGCUCCACCCUUACCAAAGCAAAAUAAAGUGGCUUCUAAACCAGAGGCCCUUUACGGUUUGCAUAAUCAGAAUCACGGUCCUUAUCCUGGUCCUAAUUCCUUUCAGUACCAACAGGUCGAGUUCCUGAGAGGACAUCGCUCUGAGGCACCACAGUUCUUAGCCAGUUUACGUGGAGGGGGAGUGGGAGUGGUACCCGAUAGGCAGGCUAGUUCCUCAUCCCAGCCCCAGUCAGGGUACAGUAGAUGUCCAUACCCUGACAGCAGCCCAAGGGGUAGAGGGGGUCAUAGUCAAGAUCAGAAUUUUGUAUACCCAGGAGCCACUCAAGGCACGCCAGGUCCUCGACACCUAAAUCACAACCAGCUACAAGGUACAAACCACAGCUCCAACAGACAAUGGCGCAUGCACACAGACUCUCUGUUUGACAAAUUUCAGAGUUUAUCCCUUCAUCAAAACAGGCCCAACAGAGUAGGAGAAAGGUUUGGCAGGCCUUCUGCAUCCAGCAGCUCUGCAAAUUCAAGCUUUUCUAAAACUAACAUCACUUUCACUUCUGACAUCCAGGACCAGGUUCACAGGGCUUUGGCUGCUUUGAAACCAAGUGAGAGCAUCUCUGCAAAAUUCUUAGCCAAAAAACUGCGUCUGCCCAAAACAAUAGUCAACAAGGCUCUCUACUCUUUGGAGCGCUCCCAGAAAGCCUCCAAGCAAGGACUCCACCCUCCCGAGUGGAGUCUUUACAGAGAAGCUCUCGGAGGCGAGGAAGAUCAAAACUCUAAAGCACAAAUUUCACCUUCCCGUCUGUGUGUCAGCUCAGGACACCCUCCAGUUCCUGAAGCCAAGGUUGAGCUAAAAACAGAAACAGCAGAAAGCAGGGGACAAGGCAAAGAAGAGGACUCUGACACAGAAUCCAGUUCAUCUUACUGCUCCUCUUCAGAGUUAUCUGACUCUGAAGAAUCCCAAUCCCCAGCGAAAGGUCAGCACCAGGAGCCACGACAUCCCAGCACUACCAGCUCCCCUGAUCCAGAACUUGCACUUCCCACAAUGGCGGAACAAAAGGAGCUAGUUCUGCAGUACCUCCUGGCAUCGGGGAUGGCAACGUCUCUUGUAAUAGCCAAGAAUCUGGGUCUUAGGAGUGCAAAGCAGGUUAACCCCACCCUCUACUCACUGGAGAAGCAAGGUGAAGUAAUUAAGAACAGUGAAGUUAACCCCCCCACCUGGCAACUCUCCACCCACCGCAAAGAGAGGAUGGAAAGGAGCAUUAAAGCCGCAAAGAGCAACCGUGUUGAGGGGAAUUGGUUAAAGGAGGAACCCAGAGAUGAGAAGGGAGGAGGGUCUGUCUUUCUGCCGUCACCUCCACUACCACCAAUACCAGGCCUCGAGCCACUGCCACUCCCAGAGGGUUGGAUGCCAGAGCAAAGUCAUAGUGAAGCGUCCCAAUCCUCCCUCCUGCCCACCUUCCUUACCUCAUGCAAAGAUGAAGAGACGAACGAAGGACAGUGGGCUACUGACGAUAUCCCAGAAUUCCUCAACGCCAUUCGCAAAGAGACAGAUGCUGGGAAACUGGCGUCAGAGAAGGCGAACUCCGUGGGAACUAUAGCUGUGUCGUUGGCUGCUCCGCCUCCCCAGAACCUGUGGGCCAAAUUACAAGAGGUGAGGCUGAAGAACCCCGUCAGCGGCCUCAUGGAGUAUGCCCAGUAUCUGGGCCAAAACUGUGAGUUCCUGCUCCUCGACCAGUCUGGACCCUCUCAUGACCCAAGAUUUCGUAUGCAGGUGAUGCUCAACGGGAGGCUGUUUCCUGUCGCAGAAGCUUCUAGUAAGAAGGUUGCAAAAAAAGAUGCUGCUGCAGCCACCCUGCGCAUUCUCAUUGCUGAAAUGCAGGGGGGGUCGAGCACAGGGCACGAGGGUAAUACUGCCAGUGUGGACCAAGUGAUGGAUCUACUCCCAGACAACAGUGCGUCAGCUGAAGGCACGGCGGGAAUUUUUGGGACCGGUGUGGAAGGGAUGGGGACAGUAGAGGGACCUCGCCAGCCACUGUCCCGCUCUCUGCCUGGUGGAAAGAAUCCGGUGUCUGUCCUCAUGGAGUACAGCCAGCGCAGCAGUAACCCCAUCGAAUUCAUCAUCACUGGGCAGGCGGGCCCACCGCAUGACCCAAGGUUCAUUUACAGGGUGAAGGUAGGAGAGAGCCUGUUUGCCGAGGCCUCAGCUCCAAGCAAGAAGGCAGCCCGCCAGCUGGCAGCAGAGGAGGCCGUCAAAGAACUAAUGGCUGACGGGAGACUGCAGCUUAAUAAGCCCCAGUUGCCCCUGGGCUCCUCCAGUGAUAGUGAUGGCAGUGGUUCUGGGACUACAUGUCCCUCCCUUCCUCCUCUGACUGCAGAUGAGUUGCGAGCAGCACACGAGGCAGGGGUUGGAGACCUUAUUAACCACCUGAACAACAACGCUGUGUCGGGUCUUCUGGAGUACGCUAGAGCUCGGGGCUUUGCCGCCGAAAUCCGACUGGUGGGCCAGUCCGGGCCACCACAUGAGCCCAAGUUCACCUACCAGGCCAAGUUGGGCGGACGCUGGUUCCCGCCAGUGUGUGCAUCCAACAAGAAGCAGGGAAAACAGGAAGCAGCAGAUGCGGCUCUACGGGUUCUGAUUGGAGAGGCUGAGAGGGCAGCCCGCACUGGGGAGCUUAUCCCAGCCGAGCUUCCAGUGAGUGGCAGCACUUUGCAUGACCAGAUAGCAAUGUUGAGUCACCAGCGUUUCAACGCCCUGACCACACGUAUCCAGCACAGCCUUCUGGGACGCAAGAUUCUGGCCACCAUCGUCAUGAGGAGGGGGGAGGGCCUGGGGACUGUUGUCAGCCUGGGAACCGGAAAUCGCUGUGUUAAAGGGGAAGAACUGAGCCUUAAAGGGGACACCGUUAACGAUUGCCACGCUGAAAUCAUCUCCAGAAGGGGAUUUGUUCGGUUUCUGUACAUUGAGCUGCUCAAGCACUAUGAUGGCACAGACGACAGUAUAUUUGAUCAAGCAGAGAAAGACAAACUGAAAAUCAAAUCUGACAUCACCUUUCACCUCUACAUCAGCACGGCACCUUGUGGGGAUGGUGCUCUAUUUGACAAGUCAUGCAGUGAGUCAGGGGACGAUGUCGAGGGCCAUCAGCCUCUGUUUGAGAAUGCAAAGCAGGGCAAGCUCCGCACCAAAGUAGAGAAUGGUGAGGGCACCAUCCCAGUGGAGUCAAGUGCUAUUGUCCCCACCUGGGACGGUAUCCAGCACGGUGAGAGACUGCGAACCAUGAGCUGCAGCGAUAAGAUUCUUCGCUGGAACGUGUUGGGUCUGCAGGGGGCGCUGCUCUCCCAUUUCCUCCAUCCAGUCUACCUGAAGUCCAUCACGCUUGGCUAUCUGUACAGCCACGGGCACCUCACACGUGCUGUUUGCUGUCGGCUGGCCAGAGAUGGUGAAGCGUUCACCCAAAGUCUCCCUCCUCCUUUCAUGCUAAAUCACCCAGAGGUUGGCAGGGUGAGUGUGUACGACUCCACGCGGCACACCGGCAAGACAAAGGAGUCCAGUGUCAACUGGAGCUUUCCAGACCAGCACAGUGUAGAGGUGCUGGACGGGACCAAAGGCAAACUGGAUGGGAACAAACUGAGUGUGUCCAGGGUGUCCAAGUCCAACCUGUUCGGUCUGUUCCGCUCUCUGUGCCAGCGGUGUGGCCGCAUUGACUUGCUCAGCCUCCCCUCCUACUCUCAGGCUAAGAUGUCGGCCAUGUCCUUCCAGCUAGCCAAGCAGCAGUUCUUCCGAGCUCUCAGCAGCCACGGUUACGGCGCCUGGAUUGGCAAGCCGCUGGAGGAGAAGAGCUUUGAGUCAGGGGAGGGGAAAAAUGGAACAGGUGUCCCAGUGGGGUACGGCAGCAGUAGAAACGGAGGAGCAAUGGAGUUCAAGCAAGAGGAAGCAUAGAAUGGUGCGGAUGUUCAUUACUGUUAAAGGGAUAGUUUUCUUAUUCAAACCAGCUCUGUGUAAUCAGUGUGUGGGCAGUGUGAACACUGCAGUAACACAGAGCCGGAUUUAAAUCUGCAAAUUGUCUUUUUUUUAGGCAGUAAAUAGAAAUAUAUAUAUAUAUAUAUAUGGAGGGUGAAAAGCACAAGGCUGAUUGAAAAGGUGGAUUAGGACAAUCAAACAGUGCAUAGCCAGGAGCCAGAACUUUAUCAUCUGAUGGAACAUGGCUGCAGACAAAAAGUGACGGAAAGGGGCAGAAUAAAGGAGAGGAAGAGUGCAAGGGCAAAGCCUGAAGGAUGAAUGUUGUCACAUAGACCAACAGAGCUAUGGAGAGACCCACGGCGUGUACAGAUAAUGUAAACACGACAUGAAAAAGGAAUUUGAUUUGAAGUCAGUAAAUCACCAUAGGAAACACUGCUACAACUCUGGGUUGUAUAAUCACUGUUUUAUACCUGUGGGUUGGUUUUAAGUUGUAAUUUUAGUUUUUAUCUUGUCAUUGUGAUGUUAGGCAUAUGUUGCCAUUUUUUUUCUUCCACUGUUCUACUUUAUAUUUAAUCUUAUUUUUGCGGGUUCUGUGACUAUUGCAGUUGCAUUUUGGACUCAGAUUAUUUUGCCUCUUUAGAAUGCCAUUUUUUCUAAUUUUGCCUUGAGAGCUUAAGUAGCUGACAAGUGCUGCUUCAACCUAAUAUGACCCGUCAUUGCAGCAGUGUUUGUAAUAGUGAUUGUGAUUACUUUAUUUUUAAUUUAGAGUUUAAGUCCUCUGUCAUGAAGUGCUUAUUUUCUGCUCUCUAUGUUAUGCUGUUAUAAGCGGGGGCUUUAAGAACAGCGAGUGGAAAUGAUGGGACGCUCUCAGCAGGAAUCUUGAUUUUGGAAAAUUGCACUCAACCUAGAAAAAUGAUGAAAAUUGUAAAUUAGUCCCUGCUCAGCACAGUCCCAGCUUUCACUGUUCAUAAGAAGAACAUCAAUGCCAACGUUUAGUCUGAUCAGUGGCUAACCAAACAUUCACUGUUUGACAUUUGAGGCUUUAUCUCCUGAAGUAUUUGAUCAGGCCCCUUUCUGAGUAAAAUUUAAACUUACUGUACACCUGUCCAUCCUAACACGUGCUUUUGGUUUUCAUUAGCAUAGCAUAGGUCAGAGAAACCCUUUGGUCAGUCCUAUCAUUUCUCUGUGCUUUGGGGCUUUUAUAUAGAAUUACUGAUGUCACGACCUUCAAGAAGUACAAUAUUUCUGUUAUUGCUUGUGUGUUUUUAAGUAGGUCUCCUAUUUUCUUCUCUUC
Etheostoma cragini (Arkansas darter) is the source of this 5983-nucleotide messenger RNA. It is a transcript of the gene adar, whose product is annotated as adenosine deaminase RNA specific. Gene Ontology annotation, molecular function: double-stranded RNA adenosine deaminase activity; tRNA-specific adenosine deaminase activity; double-stranded RNA binding. Bases 526 to 4668 code for a protein of 1380 amino acids. The transcript has 16 exons. Lineage: Eukaryota; Metazoa; Chordata; Actinopteri; Perciformes; Percidae. The record is from RefSeq and is a predicted model, not a curated record. Gene Ontology annotation, cellular component: nucleolus; cytoplasm. Gene Ontology annotation, biological process: adenosine to inosine editing; RNA processing.